This is a messenger RNA of Stegastes partitus (bicolor damselfish), 4657 nucleotides long. It is a transcript of the gene kitb, whose product is annotated as KIT proto-oncogene, receptor tyrosine kinase b. Gene Ontology annotation, molecular function: transmembrane receptor protein tyrosine kinase activity; ATP binding; growth factor binding. Gene Ontology annotation, cellular component: signaling receptor complex; plasma membrane. The record is from RefSeq and is a predicted model, not a curated record. Gene Ontology annotation, biological process: positive regulation of receptor signaling pathway via JAK-STAT; B cell differentiation; multicellular organism development. The transcript has 21 exons. Bases 99 to 3002 code for a protein of 967 amino acids. Lineage: Eukaryota; Metazoa; Chordata; Actinopteri; Pomacentridae.
CGUCUCAUUACGUUAGAGGGACCUGUUCUGUGUUAUUAUAGGGUGGAUGGGAUCUGCUGUUUUCAAGACCAGGAUGGUUAUUUCUGCGCCUGAAACGCAUGGAGUGGAGUGAAAGCCUUCCAAACCGCCUAAAAAUGAGGUGUCACUGGGUUGUGUUUGCCUCGUAUUUUAUUCUGCUGCCACUAACAGUGUGGUGUGAGCCAGUCAUCUCCCCUAGUGGGCCUCAUGUUGUGGUUCCCAAGAGGGGAAAGCUGGAGCUGCGCUGCCACGACAAUACCACAACAUCUGGCACCCCAUGGGGGUUGAGAUGGCAAAGGGAGAAGGCUCGCAGGAUCGAGGGAGAGGUGGAGGAGGGCGGAGUGGCUUAUGUCAGGGUGCCGGUGGUGCAUGCCUACCACAUGGGCCGUUACGUAUGUGUCAACAAUGGCACAAUGGAACACAGUUCCAUCUACGUCUAUGUGAAAGACCCCCAGAAUGCUUUUCAGCGGACCAUGGUGAACAGCAUUCUGGUGCGAACUGGUGAGAACUGCACCAUCCCCUGUCUUGUGACAGACCCUGAGGUCUCCCUCUUGGCUUUGGAGACCUGCGAUGGACGACCUAUGCCCUCUGGUAUGAGAUAUACUGGCAACCCCCAGAGAGGCGUCAUCAUCAACAGCGCUAGAAAGGAAUACGAGGGCUGUUACGUAUGCGUGGGGCAGCUCAGUGGAGUCAGAGUGAUGUCCAGCCAAUACACUGUGGAUGUGCGACUUUUGCCAGAGCUGCGUCCAGUGAUCACACUGUCCCAAAAAGACACUGUCAUCCUGAGGAAAGGAGAGCAGUUUGAGCUUACUUGUAGCUCCUCCAAUGUCAACCCGGACUUCAGUCUCAAGUGGGAUUUCCCUCCGACAGCGCAUCCUGAUGAAAGCCAGACAUCACACAUCCUGUCCGGUUCUCGUGGUUAUCAGCGUGCCAUCUCACUCUUGAUCGCAGCUGUCAACCAGUCGGACUCGGGCACUUACCGCUGCGCCGCCUACAACGAGAGAGGUAUCAGUAUUGAAAUGCUGCAGCUGGAUAUCUACGAUCAGGGGUUCAUCACCUUGUUAGGAAGUCCAGGUCCCAUCCAGGCAGAUGUUAAGGAGGGGGAGAGCCUGAGCCUCAGGGUAGAGUUUGAUGCCUACCCUGAACCGAGCUCCUUGUCCUGGUCUUACAAUGGCAAGCAUCUCCUCAACACCACAGAGCACGUCAUCACCAUCCACCGCCGCAAAUACAGAUACACCAGUGAGCUGAGACUAGUGAGGGUUCUUGGCUCGGAGGGAGGGAUCUAUAAUUUCUCAGCAAGUCACGAAGAUGCAUCUGUUGAUCAUUCUUUUCACGUGUAUGUCAGCAGUAAGCCUGUUAUCAUUGCCCAGGAGGGGCCUGUUGAUGGUCAAGUACGGUGCAUUGCUUCAGGAUACCCAGUUCCUAAAAUCAGCUGGUAUUUCUGUGACCUGCCCCACACGAGAUGCUCACACCUGCCCAAUGCCACCCAAUGGGAGACACCGGAGGUCGCCAUGCUGACAGAGUCUGCCUUCGGUAGGAGUGAGGUGGAGAGUCGGCUGAAUGUCAGCAAGGAGCACGCUCAGUAUCACACCCUGGAGUGUGUGGCCUCUAUGGAGGGGGAAGAGGCCUACACACUGUUCUCCAUCAGCGAACGCAUUGUCCCCCAUAAACUCUUCACGCCUCUUCUAACUGGCAUGGUGGCAACUGGAGUCUUACUCAGCCUCAUUCUAGUGGUGCUGCUCUAUAAGUAUAUGCAGAAACCAAAGUUCCAAAUCCAGUGGAAGGUGAUUGAGAGCAUCCAUGGAAACAACUACAUAUAUAUUGACCCCACUCAGCUGCCAUAUGACUCCAAGUGGGAAUUCCCCAGGCAGAAGCUACGCUUCGGUAAAACUCUGGGCUCUGGGGCGUUUGGAAAGGUAGUGAGGGCCACAGCGUAUGGACUGUGCUCUGCAGAUACUGUUACAACCGUCGCUGUUAAGAUGCUAAAACCUAACGCUCAUUCCACGGAGAAGGAGGCGCUGAUGUCAGAGCUGAAGGUUCUCAGUUACCUUGGAAACCACGUGAACAUCGUUAACCUGCUGGGCGCGUGCACUGUCGGAGGCCCAAUUUUGGUGAUCACAGAGUACUGUUGCUAUGGAGACCUCCUCAACUUCCUGCGAAGAAAAAGAGAGUCCUUCCUAAACUCCCAAGUUGGGGAUGGUUACUAUCGCAACGUCUUGAACCAAACAGAGCCUGCAAGCAGAGAGGUGGCCGGUGCAGGAUAUAUGCCCAUGCGUCCGUCUGAGAAGGAGAGGUCCUCCCAGUCAGAUGACAUUGAUGAGCUGUCUCUGGACGCCGAGGAUCUCCUCAGCUUUUCCUACCAGGUGGCCAAAGGAAUGGAGUACAUUACCUCCAAGAAUUGUAUCCACAGGGAUCUUGCAGCCAGAAACAUUCUGCUGACUCACGGCAGGGUGGCUAAGAUCUGUGACUUCGGCUUGGCACGAGACAUCACCACUGACGCCAGCUACGUGCUCCGGGGAAACGCUCGUCUGCCGGUCAAGUGGAUGUCUCCGGAGAGUAUUUUUGACUGUGUCUACACCUUCGAGAGUGACGUGUGGUCCUACGGCAUCCUGCUCUGGGAAAUCUUCUCUCUGGGUAAUAGCCCUUAUCCUGGGAUGCAGGUUGGAUCGGCCUUUUAUAGAAUGAUUCAGGAAGGCCACAGGAUGAAUAGGCCUGAGUUUGCUCCCAUUGAAAUGUAUGACAUGAUGCUGUCCUGCUGGAACCAUGAUCCUUUGAAACGGCCUUCCUUCAGAAAACUGGUGGAGACUACUGAACUGCUGCUGUCAGAAAAUACCAAGAAUGUGUAUCUGACACUGAGCAACGCUCCAGGUCCUCCAGACCAGCAGAGGGCAGCGUCACGUCGGCUGAGCUCAGUCUGCAGCACAACAGCCCCCACCCAGCCUUUACUGCAGAACACGGCCGAUGUCUUCCAGGACUAUGUCUGACAAACACAGAAACGCAGUGUGACACAUCUGUACACAACCCCUUACUUUUGUCACACACUCCACAACUAACAACAUUCAAAGUCCAUUCAAACUAACGCUCAAACGCUGGCCUUCCUGCACACACAUGCACACACACACACAUCUAAGACAGUGUAUAUAUAAAUAUAUAUAUAUACAAGCCUGCCCUGGGCUCUCAGCCUCUAUCUACUCUUCCCAUCGGCAUAUCGAACUCUGUGGUAGGUAUUUCAGGUGCACAUCUAUAUAAAGCAGACUACAGCACUAACCAACCAUCAGAUACAAAAUUCUGGCUCACAUUCAGCCUUAGAUUACAUCUUAAGAUGCUUUAAGGAGAGCAAAGACAACAAGUACAUGUACAUAACUGACUGGGGGGGUGACACUAAAUAAGCAGAGGUGGUGAUGACAAGAUGUUGAGUUAAUUUGUCUCCUGUUUUAUUGGAAUGUUUUUGACAUUUUGGGGGAAUACACGCUUUCUUGUGGAGAGUGAGACGAGAAGAUUGAAAGAAAAUCCUCAUGUCUGUGUGUUAAGUGGAGGUUUAGUUUAGAGUUAAGGGUGGAAACAAAACUGCAAAAGCAAAAUCUGCAUACCAGCAUUUCUAAAGCUCAACCUAGUACCCAAAGUGUAAAAAUGUUAAGUUGUGUGUGGUAAGAAUGAGUCUGGUGAUCCUCUGUAGAAUCACCACUUGCAGACUCAACUCAAAAAAUUAACUUUCAGUUGCUAGUAUUAGUAGUAAUGUAGUCAUCAACACAUAAUGCAGGAUUUUCUAUAUUUUACAGUCAAAUCCCUCACUGCCAUUUGCUGGCCCAUUGACCUUUGUUCUUCUGUGGUUUGGCAUGUGCAGUUUUAGCGAAUUGUUGUAUCUGUUUAUGAAGCACUUCGUUCUGAGUUAAAGUUACUCACUCCGCUAUGUCGUAUUAUAUGUAUAGUACAAAAGCACUCUUGUGUAACCCACAUACACACAAAAAAGACAUUUCUGGCUCCAACUCUGUAUUUAAAAGUCAGAUAUAACAGUGGUAUCAUUCUUCUCAACUUACCCUCAGAAAGAGUAGUUCCCAAAAAAUGUCAAAUCUUAGUUCAGUCAUUGUCACUGGGCUGGGGAGAAGUUGUCAGCAAGCCUACUUUAAACAUGCUCUCAAUGCGCCUUGAAAUAAAAGCACUGUACGUCUCACCUGGGAGCCUCGAAGAGAGACAACUGAGCCAUAGUAAGAGUGGCAUGCAAGCGAUAAUUCCUAAUAAUAAUACAAAAAAAUAAAGCCAUAAGUUACAGAAACACUGACUCCCACCUGUGUGUUGUAGCUUUGAAUACUGUGACUUAAAACAAAAGACUAACUGGUGUGUUGCUGUUUGUAUUUUCUGGAUAACUUUAGCCUCUUUAGCAAAGCCAUCGUGGCCAAGGGUUUAGGACUGAUUGUGUGCUUUUUACUUGAUUUAUGUCAAAAAUGUAUGCAAUGUAAAUACAAUAGAGAUGUGCCUUUAGAUUCUUUUUUUGUUUUUGUUUGUUUUUUGUUUUUAUUACUGGAUGCAUUUGUUUGUGACAGUUACUGGUGAGAGAGCGGGCAGAACGGAGCUUCUGCAGUUUUGAUACAGUUGGUUGACUUGUAAUAAUAAAGGAAGUACCUGUGAUGGUAGAACCAAC